UAUUGCAAUUGACACGGGAUUAAAAAAUGUUCAGAUUUGGAAACUAUGCUUGUGAAUUAACGCUCAUUUUUUGGAUAUCUUGUAAAUGUGCCAGUGUGAAACUUAUUGUAAUAUUGUUAUAUCUUCCUAUCAGCUCAGUACACAACAAUUUACUUCCUAGUUACAAAAUAAACAGUACGGACUGAAGAGUAUUUAUUUGUUUUAGUUUGUGAGUCAUUUUUAAACUCAAGAAAGAAAAUGGCAUCUAAUUUUGAAUCGUCAAUUCAUAGAGGUUGUGAUUUCAUUUACGAUUUUUCCUGCUCUCCGUGUGACGCAAACGGAUUUAACACAGAAGCUCACCAUCAUUGUACACAAUGCAAAAAAUAUUACUGUCAAAACUGUAUUUCAAAACAUAACGGAUUAUAUCAGAAGCACGCGGUACUCGGCCGAAAGGACGUGAAGAAAUGGGAGACAGCCCCAGGGGUGAUUGACGACCUGGAGAGAUGCGGGAUGCACCCCGGGGAGGACAUGAAGCUGGUAUGUGGUGACCAUGACCAGCCGUGCUGUCCUGUGUGCGUUGACAUUGACCACAGGCAAUGCUCCAAAAUUCAACACAUUCCAGAUGUAGCAAAAGGUGUUCAUAGAAAUAUUGAGUUUCAACAAAUUCCAAAGAAGAUAGCAGAACUUCAAAAGCAAUUCGAGCUGAUGAAAGAAUCAAGAAUAAAGAAUACGACAUCUCUGAAAAAAACGCGCGCAGACAUUUCUGAUGAAAUUAAAACCAUACGUAAAAAGAUCAACGAAAUUCUUGACAAGAUUGAGAAGGCAACUUUACAGGACUUGGACGGUAUGAUAGUUAAACUUGAAAAAAAGAUAAAGAAAGAUAUUGAAACUUGUGACGAAAUGACUAUCGGACUGCAAAACAUGAUAACCACUUUUCAAACCAAAGCAAGCGAGUCAAAAUCAUAUAUUGCGUACAGAAAGAGCCAGGGUAUGAUUUUACAGGCAAACGAUCAUCUUCGUGGCAUAUCAACCAUUGAGUGUUACAAUGUAACAUUUCAAGCCAAUAACCUUAUCGAAGAACUUUUAUCUGCAGUAAAGACGUUUGGAGCGAUUGAAGAACAAACUGUAAUGACCAAACAGCGAAAAGAUCCCCUUUCCGAUCCAAACCACGUCUUCAGUGUUGCAGAGUACAAGGACUACAACGUUAAGUUGAAAAACAACAAAUAUCAAUGUGCUAUCUAUGGGCUGUGUGAAAUGCCUAGUGGAGAGUUUGUCAUAGCAGACUGUAGAAAUUGUAGAGUGAAGCUCCUGGACAAGGAGUACAGGGUGCUCGACCACUGUGAUGUACCGGGCAAUCCAUGGGACGUGUGCCAUGUUGGCGGAAAUGAAGUAGCCGUUUGUGUUGACAGAGAAAAUGCUGAUAAACAAGGACUUUAUUUCAUUCAUGCUACGAAAGGGAAACUCGUUACUACGAGGAAGUUAAGCUUCAACCAUGACUGUUAUGCCGCAGCUCAUCAUGGUGGCCAGCUUUACAUCUCCAAAACCGCCCUCUACGUUUACCCUUUGUCGGGACAGAAGGUGAAGAGGCUGUACGAGGACAAGUCACGGGGUAACACUGUCGAGAAAUGUGCCAUCAGUAACGACGGGAAAACAAUAUAUAUCACAAACUACUGUCAACAUCAACUGAUCACCCUGGACAACAACGGCAACAAGCUGGCCUCUCUCACUAACCCUGACAUGAGAGGACCUACUGGAGUACACGUGACACCUGAUGGACACGUGUUCGUCUGCUGCUAUGGCUCCGACAAAGUGCUCCAAGUUGAAAAAGACGGGAAGAAGAAGUUGGCCACCCUGGCAAGGGAAGAACACGGAGUUUACAGACCGUAUAGUUUGUUUUUCAGCAGCCGCACUUCUUCUCUGAUUGUUGUAGAACGGGAAGACACACUUCUUGUUAUCAAGUUAAAUUAAAACUACAUGUACAAACAAUGUUUGAUUUGGUACUAUCGAACUGGGAUCUCUUCAUAAUUGUUGCAAAGUACACUAUAGUGUUGUCAUAUAUAAUUGUUUUAUUUAGA
Mya arenaria is the source of this 2054-nucleotide messenger RNA. RefSeq lists its product as uncharacterized. NCBI's taxonomy places the organism in Eukaryota, Metazoa, Mollusca, Bivalvia, Myida, Myidae. The transcript is spliced from 2 exons. The record is from RefSeq and is a predicted model, not a curated record. The coding region runs from base 238 to 1947 and encodes 569 amino acids.